UCCACCUUCAUUGCGAACUCACAUCCAUAGUUUCCUCCCAGGUUUUCUUCCAAUCAAUGACAAGCAUGCCUGACAAGAUGAUGAAGCAGUGGAUAGUCCAAGGGACCAAUGGUGCAGAAUCCCUGCACCUCCGAGAAGUUCCUAUGCCGGUGCCAGGGGACUAUGAAGUCCUGGUCAAGUUCCAUGCUGCGUCGUUGAAUUAUCGAGAUAUCAUGAUUACAACCGGAACCUACCUCUGGACCGCCCGUGACGGUAUAGUCCCAGGCUCCGACGCCGCCGGCACAAUCCACACCACCGGCCCCAAAGUAACCCGCUUCACGCGCGGCACCCGCGUCUCCCCCAUCUUCCACCUGACCCACCUAUACGGCCGCUUCCGUGAGCAAAACUUCACCUCCUCGUUAGGCGCCACCCACGACGGCAUCUUCCAAGAAUACGCCAUCUUCAACGAACAAUCCUGCGUCGAGAUCCCCUCGCACCUCUCCUUCCGCGAAGCAGCCACCCUCCCCUGCGCGGGCGUCACAGCCUGGAACGCACUCUACGGGGGACCUCGCGCGCUGAAACCCGGCGAUACGGUCCUCACGCAGGGUACCGGAGGGGUGAGUGUCUUCGCGGUGCAGUUUGCGAAGAUGGGUGGUGCGGAGGUGAUCUCGACAACGAGUUCGGAGGAAAAAGGGGAGAAGUUGAGGAGGUUAGGGGCCGAUAAAGUGAUACUGUAUACGGAGGAUGAGAAGUGGGGGGAGACGGCGAAGCGGGUGUCGCAUCGUGGAAGGGGGGCGGAUUUUAUUGUGGAGAUUGGGGGCGCGGGGACGAUGGGGCAGUCGGGGAAGGCGGUGGCGAUUGAUGGGCAGAUUGCGGUGGUGGGACGGCGGGCGGAGAGGGGGUUUAGUAGGGAUGGGGAUGGGGAUGGGGAAGGGGGGACGCAUAGUACGAGUGUGUCGACGAUUCGGAGGGUGUUGGUGGGGAGUCGACAGUUGCAGGAGGAGAUGAAUGUGGCGAUGGAGGUGAAUGGGUUGAGGCCGGUGGUGGAUGAGAGGGGGUUUGGGUUUGGGGAGUUGAGGGAGGCGUUUCGGUAUUUUGAGACGGGGAGGCAUUUUGGGAAGGUGGUGGUGGAUUUUGAGUAG
Messenger RNA from Aspergillus ibericus CBS 121593, 1121 nucleotides. Its product is annotated as zinc-dependent alcohol dehydrogenase family protein. NCBI's taxonomy places the organism in Eukaryota, Fungi, Ascomycota, Eurotiomycetes, Eurotiales, Aspergillaceae. Gene Ontology annotation, molecular function: oxidoreductase activity. The record is from RefSeq and is a predicted model, not a curated record. Bases 57 to 1121 code for a protein of 354 amino acids. The transcript has 3 exons.